Messenger RNA from Coregonus sp. 'balchen', 1921 nucleotides. The record is from the annotation of a GenBank genome assembly. NCBI's taxonomy places the organism in Eukaryota, Metazoa, Chordata, Actinopteri, Salmoniformes, Salmonidae.
ACGCCAUUUUCGAACACCUUGUGGACUGCUGCUACGAUUCGUCUGAGCCGUGCUGGGAGACUUUGACGCAGAUAUAACUGGUACAAUUUUGAUUAAUGGAUGUGGGAAUGAAAAGCGUUUACUGUUUAACAACAUCAUGCACUGUAACAUUGUUUUGCUUUAGUCGAAUAGUUCGAUUGAAUCGUCAACAAAAGCCAGCAGCUCGCUAAGCUAACCGCGAUGCUCCUCCACGGCUAAUACUAGCUAAUGGAAGCUAAUAAUGAACAGCAUUUCUAGAUUAAUAUAAUACAUGUUUUGUGUUGUCUAUAAUUUAUGAAUGCAUUUAAACAUGCACUUGUUACUUAAAGAUGUAACUACCUAGCGAUCGUAUUAAGCUCAAUUUAAACAAUCGCAUUGUUUUUGGGAGCUAGUUAAGCACGGUAACUUGUUAGCUAGCUAACACAGUAGCUUAGUUAACUAAUCAAGUCUCCCUUUUUUCUUCCAGUUAUUGAUUGAUAUUUUUGUCAACCCUUCAAAGGAAACCAGGAUCCUUCAAAAUGGGAGGUAAUUACCUAACGUGCUAUGCAUGCAGCGUCUUUUCUGGUCUCACUACUUAUUUGGUAAAAAAAAAGAUUACCUUGGGCGUUUGGCCACCUAAUACAGCGUUGUCACAAAUUACGUCGAUAGGAGUGAUAUGAAUUGUAUAAUAAUGAAUGUAUUUGUAAAUGACUGGAUGUAGUACGUGUGGUAUGUUAUUUUCCUCUUUCCUUUCACUCUCUCUCUCUCUUAGAACCUGCUCAUCUCAGAGAUUGUCCUCUGGAUUGUAAGGUAUAUGUUGGGAACUUGGGCAACAGUGGAAACAAGACUGAGUUGGAGAGGGCGUUUGGGUACUAUGGCCCUCUGCGUAGUGUGUGGGUGGCGAGGAACCCCCCAGGCUUUGCCUUUGUCGAGUUUGAGGACCCCAGAGAUGCAACUGAUGCUGUGAGAGAAUUGGAUGGACGGUAGGCCACUACUUACUUACAACUUUAUUGCCCCAUAAGAAGGGGAAAUUCAGUUGAUCACUUGAGCAAAACAGAGAGUCAUAUAUCAUGACAUAUGAACAUCCAAAUAAUAUUCCAGCCUAACUAGUAUGCUUCUGCAAUUACUUUGUGAACAGGACGCUGUCUGGCUGCAGAGUGAGAGUUGAGUUGUCCAAUGGCGAGAAACGCUCAAGGAGCCGUGGACCUCCUCCCUCCUGGAGCCGUCGCCCUGGACGUGAUGACUACAGCAGCAGGCGCCGUGGGAGCCCGCCUGUCAGACGCCGGUAUGAUACAUCGCCUUUCACCUACACUUGUUCUCACCCAUCUUUAACAUGUAGUCCUACAAGUGUUUAUAAGCAGUCAACCCCACACCCUCCCAUCACUUCCAACUGUACCAUAUAUCCUAUCAUUUCAAUUUACAUGGCUGGAUUUGGCAAAUAGACACACACUCCUGCACUGUCUGUAGGUUGGUUAAUACAGUGAUACAUUAUAACGUUUUUACUGUGGACACAAUCCGAGCUGGGAAAGGAUCAAUUACUCAUCAGAGGGAUUGGGUGCUUUUUUCAGGUCACAAUUUAGGUGAUUUUGAAAGGUUUAAUUCAGGCAUAAUUUGUUGAUCUAGGCAACACAUUUUUUAAGUGAAAUUCUUUUAGAUAAUAAACAUUUAUCACCUAUCAAAUUUCGGUAAAGGGGGUACAUGUUUGAUCAUUUGAUUGCUAUCUGGAUGUUAGUUUUGUUUCAUUUUUCUCAGUUUCGUUUUUUGCCAUCGAUCUAUAUUAAUAAAAAUGAACCCCGUUGCAGAGUCAUCACCAUGCCUCUUCUCACCACCCCCUGAGACAGUCAGUCAACUAGUCCUCUUACAGCAUCAUGUGACCACUGACCAGCGCCAGCACCGUGCCCCACCCAAUCAGCUUCGCUGGUGC